AUGAUCAUAGAGGAGCUGACGAAUGGAGUCCACAGACAGAGGCUGAGGCAAGGAAGCAAUAAGUUCAUUGAUUGGCUUCUCAUAGAAGGCGAGCAGCUUUGGAGAAUAGGAGUCGAUUCUAUGCAAUGAAUCGCAAUGAAAUCGAUUACUGAACGUAGAGACUCAUGGUAAUGAAGGAGUACAGUAACUGACGCAGUAACGAAGGAUCGGGAGUGGAUCCAGAAGGAAACACGAUCGACAGUAACGAAUUCCAAAUAUCGGA
Molecule: messenger RNA, 262 nt
Organism: Blastocystis hominis
Lineage: Eukaryota; Bigyra; Opalinata; Blastocystidae
Exons: 1
Coding region: 1-129 (42 amino acids)
Source: RefSeq, a predicted model, not a curated record